Molecule: messenger RNA, 939 nt
Organism: Lithohypha guttulata
Lineage: Eukaryota; Fungi; Ascomycota; Eurotiomycetes; Chaetothyriales; Trichomeriaceae
Exons: 2
Coding region: 1-939 (312 amino acids)
Source: RefSeq, a predicted model, not a curated record
AUGGAUCAACGUGUGUCCAAGACUCUCAUGCUUGAUCAUGCGCUGCGAAAGAAGAAUCGAGAAUACAAGCUGCGCUGGCAAAACGGUGAAGCAAAACUAGGUUGGACCAAGGCUCAGCAUGCCCGGAAACUACACAGCCUGGCGCACGAAUUAGACCGAUACCGCCGAGGCAAGGCUUCCGUGGACGCAGAACUUCAAGGUUGGCGAAGCAAGUUUGAGGGGCUCAACGUGGAGCAUGCGGCUUUGAAAGAGGAGACGAGCCAUCUCCGGGGCCACCUGACAAAGUACAUCGAUGAGAACAAGCAACUUGAGAAGCAAACGGUCCAGACCCGAGGCGUAGUACUACAGCUGUACCAGCAACAAGCGUCGUCACGUAUGGCGGCGUCAGUCUAUAAUGACGAGAGCACCGAUGAGCUUCUCGUGCUACUGCAAGAGCGAUGGAAGACAUCGCAGGCCACCAUCAAGAAGCACCAUAAGAAAGUCCAGAGCAUGCAGGACGCUCUUGAAUCAGAGAGACAGCGGAACACUGAGCUUCUGCAAGGACUAAAUGACAAGGACAUGGCAGAUCCACGACCACCGAAGGCCGCCGAAGACCAGUUGACGCGCUUGUCGGACAUCUCUUCCAAGCUGUCCACCGUCCAACAAUGGCUUGAUGAAAGAGUUGAUAAUGAGUCUAAGUCUUGCGGCCAUUCGGACGCCGGAGCCGUCGGCUUGACCGCCUGCAAUGUCUUGCUCUGCGAGGCAUGCCACCAGGACAUGCUAAGCUGUCGGAUGUUGGUCAAUUGGCACGUCCGCAAGUGUCCAUACUGUCCACGGCAAUGUGUCCUCCUUCCACUUCCGAAGCAGGUGACCAAGCCCACCAAGCAGGAAACCAUCGAGAUGCAAGACACAAUGGAACUCGUUCAACAGAAUUUAAUUAAUGCCUACCGGAAGAGCUAG